Molecule: messenger RNA, 1736 nt
Organism: Marchantia polymorpha subsp. ruderalis
Lineage: Eukaryota; Viridiplantae; Streptophyta; Marchantiopsida; Marchantiales; Marchantiaceae
Source: the annotation of a GenBank genome assembly
ACAUUUCAGACGGCGCACCGAAUUCCCACAUCCCAAUCCGACCGGAAGAUGACUGUGUUCCGAUUGACUGCAACCCAAACAACACGCUGUCAAAGCUGUAUCAGAAAUCGCCACUCCAUCGCAUCGCCGGGAGCUGAGGACGUGAAGCUACAAACUCUGCUUUUCUUGAGGGAUCCUGCUUCUGUUAUACUGUAAUUCUGCUGCUGAAUUCAAGUGGUCAUCGGCUUUCAAAGUUUUGGGUGCUCAGAAGACGUACAGAGCACUUUGUUCAUCCAGUGUCGAUCGAAGUGGCCCAAAGUGCAGGCAGCGAAAGCUAGGAGAGCUGCAGGAUUGCGAAGAGGACGAGUUAGCUGAGGUGCAUCGUAGUUGAGAGAGAGAGAGAGAGAGAGAGGAUGGUGAACACUGCGAAAUUGAAGAUGAGUUUGAAGCGGAAAAAGGUCGCGGUGGCGAGCAAGACGAAAGUAGUGAUCCGGAAGGGGAGUGCCAAGCCUUGGCAUCAGAUUCGUAGUAGUCCAUGGUUCGAAACUGUCAAAGAGUUUCUCAUGUCAGACAGUUUCAUGUACGGGCCCUUGACCGUGCAGGGCAGGGUAUCAUGUACAUCAUCUGAUGAUGAAAAUAUUUCUAACUUGACAAAAGAACAAUAAUAACCAUCAUCAACUACAGUGGAUGACUUUGAUUGGAAAUAUUUCAGAGUGAUUUUUCCUCCUUGAAUAUGUUGAGGGGGACUGUUGAUAGUGAUGUGAAAGUGACAAAAGUCAAAGUUACGUGUUUUUGAAGAUGAGACUAACACGUACUCUACACUCUCUUGAAACCGUUCAACUCAACCAGUGCUGCUCGGGGUGGUUAGUUUGGUUAUUAUGGUUUCUCAUGGGCCCCCUUCUGCAGUAUAUGAGCGCAAACUGGCUCACCAUUUGUAUUUAAUGUUCCUGAGCUCAAAACUUGUAGUUUUAGAGAUUUACAAUCGCUGUGACUCAGGGUUCUUUUGACACUGCUUUGCCCAAUUGUGGUCAUGGCUCGAGGAGUUCUUCGGCUCUACAUGUUGGUUGUCAUUGCUCUUGUCUCGGACUUCUUGCUUUUGCUGUGUGCAAGUGAGGAGCUUGGAAGUGAGGAGCUUGUGACAUGCUACCACUCUGGAUAUCGAAUGGAGCGAGAACAGAUAAUGCAGUCCAUAGACUCGUUUUGCCUCAAGUACAACGGCGCUUACUUCUACAGCGGUCGCAGGGUUCACGAAAUCUACGCUAACACCAUCUCCUUGCCUCCCAAAGGACGUGUGGACAUAUAUGCAGAGGCACUAAUCGGUUGCACUUGGACAAUGGACCAGAACAACUGCCGAAGAUUGCUUCUUAGGCCUUCCGAGGAGUGCAAUACAGCACGAGAUCCACAGAACCAGACACAGGGUGGUUAUGUGACCGAUUCUUGCCUGCGCUUUACCUUAGAUCCAAACUAAACCCUGCCCGAAGAGUCAAAGCGAACAACACGUCUUGGCUUUGGACCAUCUGAAGGCAUUGUGAGACUCAGAAACUGAAGGCGUUACUCUUCUGUGGUUUGGUAUGUGAUCAUCCAUAGAAACACAGUUGCUUGGUCUUGGAAGUCCUGGUCGCAACUGUGUACUACCCACCUGAAUAGUAAAGUAGGAAAGCAACCAACCACAGAUGUUCGAAAGGUGCUUCGAGGUUCACUAGUCAGUUCGUCUGUCGAUGUAUUUUGGCUUUAAAUUAAUGUAUAUACUACUUGUA